Messenger RNA from Coffea arabica (coffee), 535 nucleotides. NCBI's taxonomy places the organism in Eukaryota, Viridiplantae, Streptophyta, Magnoliopsida, Gentianales, Rubiaceae. The record is from RefSeq and is a predicted model, not a curated record.
AUUUGUGCAAGUUUUGCUCUUCAUCUUCUACCUUGUGUUAAAUGCUCAUCCAUCGAACUCAAGCCGGCCAGCGAUAAUAGCAUCAAACAUCAUAAUGGCCAGUGCACAAGAAUUUCAUAGAACUACACUUAGAGUCUUCUUCUGUCUUCAUGCAAUUGCCCAGGUGCUUUCGGUACUACUUGCUACUGCUGGAGCAGUUAUUUCAAUCAGAAGCUUUGAGAAUUCGUUCAACAACUGCCACCAAAGACUAGGAUUAGGACUUUAUGGUGCUAUUUAUGUGCAAAUCUUAACUGGAUUUCGCAGACCAAGGAGGGGAAGGAAAUCUAGAAGCGUUUGGUAUCUUUUCCAUUGGAUAAUGGGAACUGCAAUAUCUUUCGUUGGGGUUUUUAAUACCUACACUGGCUUAAAAGCGUAUCAUUCGAAAACAUCAAAGAGUACAAGCCUUUGGACUGCACUUUUCACGGCUCAGGUCCUUGUCAUGGCAUUCUUUUACCUCUUUCAAGACAAAUGGGAUUAUAUGAAAAGCAAGGACUAA